Molecule: messenger RNA, 2934 nt
Organism: Aspergillus fumigatus Af293
Lineage: Eukaryota; Fungi; Ascomycota; Eurotiomycetes; Eurotiales; Aspergillaceae
Product: putative UDP-glucose,sterol transferase
Biological process (GO): carbohydrate metabolic process
Molecular function (GO): UDP-glycosyltransferase activity; hexosyltransferase activity
Source: RefSeq, a predicted model, not a curated record
AUGCCUCCGCAACAACCUACUGGUGGAAUCACGACGGCGGACUGGCCGCAACAGGCCCUGAGCGACCUAGUUGCCGCAGACCGUCAUCACAACCCCCUGCUGGACCAUGGGAUGAACACAGGGGUGCGGAUAACAGAGGACGGACGGCUCGACAUCAAGUUCCGCGGCCAAAAAUCAAGCCUCACAACCCUCCUCAAACACCUGGAAAAGCCACAGAAACCAACCGCGGAAGACAUACGACAAGGAUACGUUCCCCCGACCUCUAUUGAGAAACCGGAGCGCUUCCCGCUCCGCCUCAACAUCGUCAUCCAAGUGGUCGGAUCGCGCGGCGACGUACAACCCUUCAUCGCACUCGGCAUGGCCCUCAAAGAACGGGGCCACCGCGUCCGACUCGCAACACACCUGGCGUUCCGCGACUUCGUCCAGGACCACGGUCUCGAAUUCUUCAGUAUUGGCGGCGAUCCCGCCGAGCUCAUGGCGUUCAUGGUGAAGAACCCCGGUCUGCUGCCGGGGAUGAAAACACUGCGCAGCGGGGCGAUCCGGCGCCGGCGGAGGGAAAUGGCGGCGAUAUUCUCCGGCUGUUGGCGAUCGUGUUUCGAGACCGGCGAUGGGACGGGACUGCACCAUGUGCCCGAGGAUCUGUGGAGCGAGACGGUGGACUACCGGGAGCAGCCGUUCGUGGCGGACGCGAUCAUCGCCAACCCGCCGAGUUUUGCACACAUCAGCUGCGCGGAGAAAUUGGGCGUACCGCUGACGCUCAUGUUCACGAUGCCUUGGACGCCUACACAGGCCUUUCCGCAUCCGCUGGCCAACGUGCGUCCGACGCGUACGAAGCGCUCUGUCGCGAAUUUCGCCUCGUAUGCGAUUGUCGAGAUGAUGCUUUAUGAGGGAUUGGGAGAUCUGCUGAAUAAAUUCCGCAAGCGAGAGUUGGGGCUGGAUCCAUUGGAUGCCUUUCGUGGCCCGGGGAUUGUUCAGAAACUUCGCAUUCCGUUCACUUAUCUCUGGUCACCAGCUCUACUCCCCAAACCAGUCGACUGGCUAACCAAUAUCGACGUCUGUGGCUUCAGCAUGCUGCCCGCUGCAAGCAGCUAUACGCCGCCGGACGACCUGGUCAAGUUCCUGCAAAACGGGCCCCCACCCAUCUAUGUCGGGUUUGGGUCCAUCGUCGUCGAUAACCCAACGAAACUCACCAGGAUUGUCUUUGAGGCGAUUGUCAAAACCGGCCAGCGCGCCCUCGUCAACAAAGGCUGGGGCAACAUCGGCGCGGGGGAAGCCGAAAUCCCCCAGAACGUGUUUAUGGUCGGCAGCUGUCCGCACGACUGGCUGUUCCAGUACGUCUCAUGCGUGGUCCAUCACGGCGGAGCAGGAACGACAGCAGCUGGGCUCGCGCUAGGCCGACCGACUAUCAUCAUUCCCUUCUUCGGCGACCAGCCCUUCUGGGGCUCGAUAGUGUACCGAGCCGGUGCAGGCCCCGCACCCAUCCCAUAUAAACAGCUGAACGCGGAAAAGCUCGCCGACGCGAUCGACAAGGCUCUCGGGCCGGAGAUGCAAGAGAAGGCAGGCGAGAUCGGCGCGAAGAUGCGACAGGAGAAUGGAGUCAAAUGCGCCGUGGCUAGUUUCCACAGCCACCUGGACCUGGAGGCGCUGCGAUGCUGGAUCUGUCCGCAGCGUCCGGCUGUCUGGUGGGUGCGCCACUCGCACAUCAAACUGAGCUCGUUUGCGGCCGCUAUACUCGUCGAGGCGGGCUUUCUCAAGCCGCAGAAUGUUGUCUUGUACCGCUCGAAAGAAUACGAUACGAACCGCGACCCCCGGGGUCCGCUCUCUGCGGGUGCAGAGGUCCUCUACGGCAUCAUGUCGGAUUUUGUGACGGCGCUCGCAACGGCACCAGUGGACAUCGCCGAGGCGAUCUCGCGCCAUCACCACCACCAUAAGAAACAUGGGUGGCGUCACAGUCACGACGAGGAGGUUACCUGCGGCUGUGAGGCACGGAUAGGGAGGAGUGUAAAAUCAAAGGACGGGAUCCCCCCGGAAGACCAGGUGCGGUCACAGCUGGGCGCGGUGGCGAGUAUCCGCCGAUCGUCGUCCGAUUCCCCGACAUCGAGUCCAUCCGGUUCUGCAGACGAGGAAGAGGACGACGAUGAGGGCGAGCAAGUUGGUAGUGAAAGUACGAGCUUUGUCUCUGCUCCCGAUCGGAUAUCCAGGAAUAGCGGGCCGGCGCCGAGAAGUCGGAUAUCAGAUCAGUCCACAAUGCAAUCGGAUUCCACAGAAACGCAUGUCGAGAGCGACGAGGACAGUGGUGAACUCGACCUGGAGAAGACCAUCAGCCGCCGGGCGACAAGGGAGGCGCGGGGAGGCGUACAUGUAGUGCUAACCGAGACCGGCUAUCAUGGCAAACGGUUCGGCAAGCGACUGCUGAACUGGUUGAUUACGAUUCCUACCGAUGUAACGCUGAGUCUGUCCAAGGGUUUCCACAAUGCACCAAAGCUGUACCACGACAGGACGGUGGCCGAAACCCCGACAGUGAUGGGCGUACGGAGUGGCUUCCGAGCCGCUGGAAAGGAAUUCACCCAGGAGUUCUACCAAGGCAUAACGGGCCUCGUCACGCAGCCCGCACUAGGUCUGGAGAGGUCCGGUCUAAUCGGCCUGGUGAAAGGCAUCGGCAAAGGUCUCGGGGGAGUCGUCCUCAAGCCGACAGCAGGAUUCUGGGGCUUAGCAGGGUAUCCCCUCGACGGGCUGCACAAGAGCCUGCGCAACUCUCUGUCAAAAAGCAAAAUAAAGGACAUUCUGACCUCACGAAUACAGCAGGGGAUUGAUGAGAUGUGCGAGUCUUCGGCUGAUGAACGCGCUCUGGUGGUGCGGCGGUGGAAAGAGUUGCAGGAGAUGCACGGGUUGGGAACGAAUGGAAAUGAGAAUGGGAAUGAUCAUGCUGAGUGA